Molecule: messenger RNA, 803 nt
Organism: Mangifera indica (mango)
Lineage: Eukaryota; Viridiplantae; Streptophyta; Magnoliopsida; Sapindales; Anacardiaceae
Product: nuclear transport factor 2B-like
Exons: 2
Coding region: 142-513 (123 amino acids)
Biological process (GO): nucleocytoplasmic transport
Cellular component (GO): nuclear pore central transport channel
Source: RefSeq, a predicted model, not a curated record
CACCUUCGGCCUUCCCGUCUCCUGCCCUCCCCCUUUCACAGAAGCGGAAUAAAAAAUAUCUCUAGACUUCUCUCUCUCUCUCUCUCUCGCGUCAGUCUCAAGCUAAAACUAAACAAACUAGCGGCUUACGGAUUUGAUCAGAUGGAUCCAGACGCAGUAGCCAAGGCUUUUGUUGAACACUACUACACCACUUUCGAUGCGAAUCGUGCGGGCCUCGCUAACCUUUACCAGGAAGGUUCGAUGUUGACUUUUGAAGGACAAAAAAUCCAAGGCUCACCUAACAUCGUCGCUAAACUCACUAGCCUUCCGUUCCAGCAGUGUCAGCACUCCAUCACCACCGUCGAUUGCCAGCCAUCCGGUCCCGCCGGAGGCAUGCUCGUUUUCGUUUCUGGUAAUCUCCAGCUUGCCGGUGAACAGCAUUCUCUUAAGUUCAGUCAGUUGUUCCAUUUGAUUCCAACACCCCAGGGAAGCUUUUAUGUGUUGAAUGACAUAUUCAGGUUGAACUAUGCAUGAAGAGUAGAUGAUUUGAAGGGAAUAUAUGGGCUUAAGGAUUGAAACAAGUUUGCUUUUAUUUUAUUCAAUACUGGGUCUUUUGUUGGUUGGUUGGUUGGUUAUAUUAAAUGUUUCCUUGUGCCUUUUUUUCCAAACUUCUAUUGAGAGACAUCUUUGUUGUGAUGGUUGAGUUGGUGAAAGAUGCUUUCUUGUAAACUGAGUAUUGAAGGUUGAAGGCUUUCUAGUUGAUUUUAGUGGCUGUUCUCAUAUAUGUUUACCUAGAAUGAAUCACAAAAUCUGCAAUUGUUUAA